Molecule: messenger RNA, 1926 nt
Organism: [Torrubiella] hemipterigena
Lineage: Eukaryota; Fungi; Ascomycota; Sordariomycetes; Hypocreales; Clavicipitaceae
Source: the annotation of a GenBank genome assembly
AUGACGACCACCAUUCCACGAGAUAUUCUCGUUCAUCUCUUUCAGUAUCUAACCCGAAUCAAUGAAGUAUACGUUUGCACGCAAGUGUGUCAGGCAUGGUACGGGCCGGCUAUCCGUGCUCUAUACUUGCUAGACGCGAAACAGGAGCGCCGUGCGAUGAAGCUUGCUUUGGAAGAAAAGAAUGCCCCUGCAAUUGUAGAGUGGACCCAGUUGACUCCGGGCUACAUCUCGCGGCUCUCUGAGCUCCGGAGCGCCAUCCGCUACGGCCGCACCAAGUUUGCAGAGGCGAUGCUCAACACGCCAAUUAUAGUCGAGAUAUGGCGGCGGUCCGGCCACGAUAGCCAGAUUUUGCUGCUGGAAGCCUGUCUACGAAAUAAUCUAGACAUUGUCCUUCGACUAUUGGAAAUGCAAUCAUCGUCUGGGGUUACCUGGGACUACACGGAUUGUAGCCCACUCGUGGCUGCCUGCGCUGUGCACAAGGAUUCAAAAACACCAAGAGUCCUGUACCGAGCAAGUAACCAACUCUCCGAAGCUUCACUUCAAGAAUUCCUCCUUGCAUCAUACCUCCCUGGCCAAAUCUCCCCCCAGAUUGUAUCGGCCCUCCUUCAAGCCGGUUACCCUGCAAAUACGCCGCCCGGGUCACCAUCUCAUCCCCUUCAUCUUGCUGUCGAUGCUGAAGACGAGGGGAUGGCCAGUCUUCUUAUUAAGCAUGGUGCAGACGUCAAUUUCAAGGCAAUCAACGGGUAUACACCGUUAAGUGUAGCUAUUUGGAUCGAUUCAUGGCCCAUGAUUCAGCUUUUAACAGCCCAUGGUGCCGAUUGGCACUUCCUCACUGAUGCAGGCAGCAACGCACUACAUAUGACCAAGUCUGUUGCUGUGACCAAAGUAGCGUUGGAAAAAGGUGUGCCUAUGGAGGCUAUUCGGCAUGCUCCUCCUAAAGUUGGGCGGCCUGCCAUUGAGGUGACGCCGUUGAUGAGAGCCUGUGAGCGUGGCAUUUCGGAGGUUGCCAUGUUUUUGAUCGAGCAAGGCGCCAACAUUCAUGUACAGAAUAAAGGAGGUUUCACUCUGGUGCACUCUGCUGCUUGUGCUGGCAUGGUGGAUGUUCUCAAGGCUGUGCUUGACCGGGGACUAGACAUCAACGGACUAGACUGGAAAUGGCGGUGGUCAGCUCUGCAUCGCGCAGCAUCACUCGGGGACGUGGCCAUGGCAGAAGUUUUACUCUCACUUGGCGCAGACGUCAAUGUGCGAUCCGGGAGGAGGGGUACUCCAUUUCUCCUUGCUUCAACAGAAGCAAUGAUACGGCUGCUUGUAUCCCACGGGGCAGCAGUUGACUGUCGCAUGUCAACAUUUGUGUUCACGCGACUGCAUGCUUUGGCUGGCCGAAAUGGGCUUCAAGACAAGGACUUGCCCAUCAUGGAGCUACUUCUCCAGCUGGGGGCUAGCCCCAACACUAUAGGCAGGCUAGAGAGCUCGCCGGUUUAUCUUGCUAUCCGGAAUGGAACAACAGCGGUUUUGAAGGUUCUUUUAGCGUAUGGAGCGGAGGUCGACAAGCCAGGCGACGUCCAAUGGACGCCACUCAUGUAUGUGUGUGCUAACGGAGGAGAUAUUGCUAAAGCCCGACUUUUGCUCGAGGCUGGCGCAAAUGUUAAUGCCAAGGGUUGGCCUCGUCGUCCUCCUCACAAAGAAAAAUGUAUCACGCCACUGCUACUUAUUGCUGAGUUGCCGCACUCUAUGGCAGCCAAGUCUGAUCUCGUCAAGUUGCUCCUCGACGCAGGGGCUGAUUUGCAGCAUACAGCAACUUACCUUUCGAAACAGAAGCUAGCCGAGCUGGUAGACAUCUUGCUUCAACUUGGCUACAAAUCCGAGGUGGAAAUGUUGCUUAGUUUGAACGCAGAGACGUCGCAAGAGGCACAGAUUUCAACAUGA